AUGAUAACGUGUCAAAUGCGAAAUUUAUCACUAACAAUACCCGGUCCUUCGUCAUCGUCGAUUGCGUUUGCGUUAUGUCGAUCGCUGUCCUCCACACAAACUGAUAACUCGAAUGAGAGACCGCAGAUGUUCCAACUGGAUCAUGUUCGUUCGAGACUUGAAUUUACGGUCCGUUUGCCUAAAUCUGUUUCGUUCAUUUCAGUAAAUUAG
Molecule: messenger RNA, 210 nt
Organism: Anisakis simplex (herring worm)
Lineage: Eukaryota; Metazoa; Nematoda; Chromadorea; Rhabditida; Anisakidae
Source: the annotation of a GenBank genome assembly